UGAAAGUGAAAGCAAAGGCAAAGCGUUCAUCAUUCAUUCAUUGACAUUCGUUCAUAGGGCCUAUGGCGUCGGUUUCGAACUUGACCCUGUGCUUAGCACAGCGGUUGUGGUUUACAGGAUCCAGUUGGUGCAAAUUUCGGGUCAUUCAUUAUUGGAGACUUACUGCUGGAGGUAACAAUGGGACUCAAAGAGCUGUGCUCUUCUGUUCAAAGGCAGAUGACAGAACAAAUGGCAUGAAGAGUGGAUCUGAAUUUGAUGUACAGAUGCUUGAUGUUCUUGCUUGUCCAUUGUCAAAGAAACCUUUACGGUAUGAUGCUGCUAACCAAGAGCUUGUUUGUGACGACCUCGGUGUCGCCUACCCCAUUGUUGAUGGUAUCCCCAAUCUUAACCCUCAUGAUGGGCGAAUGCUAAAGGAGUCCAAAGAUGACCAAGGAGGGACAUAGAAACUGAUAUUAGUGAUAUCUUUCUGCUCUCUAGUUUUAUAACAUUUGUUUGUAGCUGGAGAUGGGUUUGACUGCUUUUGUUGGAUGUAUUGUGAUUUUUUAUAAAUUAUGAUGCAAUGAAUGGUUGUGUCUGGGAAAUCAUGCUUCAGGUGACAGAAUAGUGUUAGUAAUGGGGAGAAUGUAAAGCGCAUAGAGCUUGCUGUUGAGCUGGAAUUUGCACUAUAUAAAUAUGCUAUCUAUUAUUAUUAUUAUAUGCAAUAUUUUUCUACUGUUUGCUACUUGGUUUUGAAUCCAACUUCUAUUUCUGGAUGCCUCCAAUACAUUAGAUUUAGAACCAGCUCCAGCAGCCUAAGUUAUAAUAUAUUGUAUUGCAGUGUUUCAUUACAGUCAAACUUCAUUUGUCAUACCACCCGUCCCUUGAAGUGAAGCCUCGUGAUUAAAUCAGGCGCUCGUCAAAAUAAUGAAAUCAUAGAAAUUGGCAUUUUUUGGCCUGCUUUGCAAUUUUUAUCGAACUUGUGUUUUUUGGCUCAACACCUUUUAUGUUCAUAUAAGGGGAUCCACUGCUCAGAUCAGUAAAAAUACAGUCCAUGCCGGUUUUAAGCAUGGUCAUCGGGAGAAAGCAUAAGCUUGCUUAAUGCCGAAACGUGCCUGAGUGCGAAGUAGACAUUGUUCAUAAUCCAGAGAUUUUUAUGUCGAAAAUUUCCUGACUUAGUACCCUUUGUUCGUAAGUAGUGGUCGCCCAAAAGUGUGUGCUGUCAUUUUUUCCCGCAAUGGUAGUUUUUGUUUGUUUCUUUCGUUUUGUGGUCAAAAGGAAAAGGAGAACUUAAUUUAGACUGCCAAUCACGAUACUGCUCAUGAGGCCUACACACUGCCUGUGCGUACCACUGCCCGCUGCCGCUGUGCCACAUUCAUACCACCUUGUGCGUGAUAUAUAAUAUUAAUCAGGAUUAUCGGAGAGCGAGGGGCAAAAGUCAAAUGGCAGCCAGCCUCCCUUUCUCGUCUCCCCGACUCUCUUUGUAUUUUUUUCGUCUGUGUGUAGCUUUGCCCUAGGAUAGAUCCUAUAUUCACGUGCGCGGCUGUGUGCAUCUCUCUAUCUCUCUGCCUUCCUCUCUGCACGUGUGUGUGUGUGUCUCGAUCACUUGCGUUCUUUGUGUUUCUCUUAGAGGCUAACACACUCACUGCUGUGGUGUAGACUGUGUUCGAACUUCAAUGGGUCAUCAUCAAAGUAUUGACUGUCUUGUAAAUGAAGCGUUCCUGAAGCCGAAGUUACGAUCUUUAAGGGCGUGUAAUUUAUAGCAAAAUCUCUGUAAGAGCCGUUUAGUGUGCUUGAGUCCGAAACGUGCUUUAUGCCGGUGUGCUUAAAGCCGGCAUGUACUGUAUUGAAAAAAAAAAUCAUUUUUCGGAUUUUGGAGUAUCUUUUUAUAGAUCAGAUAUCUAUCAAGAAACCAUCUAUAGAAGCCUAAUUUCUUUAUCAAACUUAUAAAUAGUUAAAAUAGCUAGAAAAUGCAUUUGAGAGAGGUAGCAAUGUAAGAAUAUCUUCACAAAAAAUGACCUCUUUUUGCAGUUUUCUCAAGAUUGUUUAUCUGACCAGGUUGCAACACUAUUUUGAGUAGGUCACAGAAAGUUACUAUCUUACUAUCUAUCAGAAUUUAUUCAAAUUUGCCCACAAUCUUUUAUACACAUACUAUGACCUUACAGAAGCAGUUUUGCUGUUUAUGGUACACAUUUAGAGUUUAAGGCCUUUUUUAUUUUACAAAAUCUUAAAAUAUUGGAGGCAUGAAUGUAGUGCAUAAGAAGGACGGUAAAGCUCUCAAGUUGGUACAGAAAAUUCAAAUUUGGCUCAGUAAGGUCAUUCUACCUACCAACAGUAAUCACCAUGCCAAAUAUUAGACUUCUAUCUAGAUGAGUGUUGACAACUGACAUAGAUAAAAUAGGUUUUAAAAAUGCUGAAUCAAUCCUUUUAAAUUUUUGAUGGCUCAAGAUUAUUUAUAGCUAAAAUUUUGAAUUUUUUGCUUGAUAACCUUGUUUUGUACAGUGGAAUCCUGAUAUAAUGAGAAGGAGGGGAUCGCUUAUAAUGAGUCCUGAACUAACGAGAAUUCUGUUAUAAAGACACUCUUCCUUCUUAAAACCCUGUUUUUUUCUUAUCUUUGUAAAUAAAAUACUACUAUAGAGCAAUCAGACAAACACGCGAGUUGAUAGUUAUAGUUAUAGUGGAAUAUUGCUGCUGCUGUGCACAGCAUAUAGGCCAAUUUUACAUAAUGUAAAACCUUGUAAGUUGAGAAACUUGUGUUGUUGGUGAACUAUCGAAACAAAGAUUGGGAGAGCCCACGUGUGCCAACAGUGAAGGCCAGAGCGAAUGAGUGGGGAGGGUGUGGCAUGCACAGACAAGCAGAAUGCAUCGCGAGAAAGGCCAACCUAGUCUAGGUUAUCUAGGCCUACCACGCCUCUCACUUCUCUGAUGCGAGGUUGGAGAGGUCACAGUGCUGUGAUGGAUGGAGCAAAUGUGUGACGAGGGCGGAGUUCACAAGCAGAUGGAACACACCAAAGGGUGUGGUAAGGUGGGGGCACAUCACAGCGUGCGAGUUAGCCUAGAGCCCUUUCUUUCUGAUAGCCAACGCCUAGGUAUCAACAUCGCUAGUGCUAGAGAAAGAAACCUGAUUCGAUGUUUGAUCAAGUAUGACCUAGAGAAUGUCGAAACAAAAUCAUCACCAGGGGAAAUAACAAAAAGAAAUAAACAGAACACCAAACUCAUAGAUUAGGCCUAGUUUAUUAUUUUCAUUGAAUUUAUUACUGGAUCCCUUAUAACGAGAAUCCUCCUAUAACGGACAUUUCGCGCCAGUCCCCUCCCUCUCGUUAUAACAGGAUUCCACUGUUUUUUGUAUUAAUCAAGCGAGUUGACAAUGACAUGCUGUUGUAAUUUAAUAUGAACUGAAUUCUCUGAUAAAGAUGAAUAAAGUGGUCUCUGACUUAA
Molecule: messenger RNA, 3414 nt
Organism: Aplysia californica (California sea hare)
Lineage: Eukaryota; Metazoa; Mollusca; Gastropoda; Aplysiida; Aplysiidae
Product: protein preY, mitochondrial
Exons: 3
Coding region: 63-443 (126 amino acids)
Source: RefSeq, a predicted model, not a curated record